Messenger RNA from Bicyclus anynana (squinting bush brown), 1780 nucleotides. It is a transcript of the gene Tango14, whose product is annotated as dehydrodolichyl diphosphate synthase complex subunit nus1. Gene Ontology annotation, molecular function: ditrans,polycis-polyprenyl diphosphate synthase [(2E,6E)-farnesyl diphosphate specific] activity. The record is from RefSeq and is a predicted model, not a curated record. Gene Ontology annotation, cellular component: dehydrodolichyl diphosphate synthase complex; endoplasmic reticulum membrane. The coding region runs from base 368 to 1129 and encodes 253 amino acids. The transcript has 2 exons. Lineage: Eukaryota; Metazoa; Arthropoda; Insecta; Lepidoptera; Nymphalidae.
AUUAAAAAUGUUGGAAUAUAAAAGAUAGACGCAAUUAUAAACUGCACAUUAUAUUAGCUAAUUCAUUGAAGUCGACUUCUUUAAUAUCUUACCAAAUAAAUUAAUUUUAUUUUUUAUACAAUCGUGUAGUCAUCGAUUUUUGAACGAAGGCCUUUAUUUUAUGUUGGUAAUUCUGACAUUACACAUUUACGCUCGUGAUUGGAUAUCACAAGCGGUUGACGACUUGGAUUUUGGAAAUUGGUUAUUGGAAGCCGACGAAAUGAUCACAUUGAAUUAAACCAGAAAAUAUGUAACUAUUUGUAAAAAGCGAAGUGAUGUAAAAUGGUUAAAUAGAGGAAUAAAAAUCUAGUGUCUGCAAACAUCUAUCAUGCUGUCAAAAAUACUUCGCCAGUUCCUAUUUAUUCUGAUACACUUUGUUGUGAAGAUACUUGUUGCAGUUCAGAAUAUUUAUUACCAAUUUUGUGAAACACGCAUUUUACCUGAUAAACAUGUGACGAAGAGAGAUGUUCUAACAUUAUUAGAUAGUGUGCCAAAGUUGAAGAAGAAACUGAAGCAUUUAGUGGUAUUGGUAGACACUAGUGUACAUUCUAUGAGUGAUCUUGCACUUCUGGUUAUCUGGAGUCUUAUAGUGGGAGUUCCUUUCGUCAGUUUUCAUGAUUUAACAGGCCAAUUAAAAAAACAUGAAGAGGACUUAUUCAUGGAAAUAGAGAGAAAAAAGAAAGGUGUCCCUGGUUGCAUUAAGUGGUCAAAUAAACCAGAUUUAAACGGUUACACAAAUGGCACACAAGCAAACACAGUUUAUAUUAAUAUAUUCUCACAAAAUGACGGCAGACAGAGAAUAGUCCAGUGCGUAAAUCUUUUAGCCAAAGAUAGAUUAAAAAGUAGAAGAUGUUCCGAGGAAUACACGGCACAGGAGUUUAAUGAUGCUCUAAUACAAUUGUACCCCAAUAUACCAGACCCUGAGUUGGUCCUAUACACAGGGCCUAUGUGUUGUACAUAUGGUCUUUUGCCCUGGCACAUAAGACUUACAGAAUUUAUCCAGUUGUCUGUCAACCAUAAUGUUAACAUCAACAGUUAUUUAGGUGCUCUGUAUAAAUACAAUAAAUGUGAUCAAAGAUUUGGCAAAUAAUUAAAGGAAUUGUUAGUUAUAAGACAUUAAUUAUGUACAUUUGUGAAAAGGUUGUAUCUGUGCAUUGUUUAAAACUUUACUCAUAUAUAUAUAGUGAAUGCAAAAAGUAAUCUUUUGGAAUUGUUUGUGUAAACUAUUGGACUGAUUUUAGAAUUCCAAUUUUUAUAGCCCCAGGGUAACUAAUUUCUAAAGAAAUGUUUCUAUUAUGAGAUUCAUGUUUCAUUCACUGAUUACCUUUUAGAAAUGCAUGGUUACUAUAGUCGGAUGCAUAACUUAUGACGCAUUGAGAAUUAGCUGCAAGUGUGUCAGUGCAGGUCAUACAUAAAGGAUGUGGAUGCAUAGCCGCUACGCCCUUAGGUUACCGCUGAUACCUAAAAUAUUGUACUGUGCAGCUUAAAGUACGAUGUUCCGAAAUGUCAUAAAGUUUGCAUGCAUAAUACUUAUUAUACAGUCAUGAUGAUAAUAUUACCAAUUUUUUUUUAAAUUUUUAACAAAAAGCUUUCAAUGUUGAAAGAUGUUUUACAGAAUAUGAAUAAUAUAAUUUAUUAUCACAGUACAAUUUGUCACUGUAGUUACUAUUAUUUAUUGAAUGAUGUAAAUUGUAGAUAAUAUAUUUGUACAAAUAUGGAAUAUAAGUUAUAUGCUUAAUAA